AUGUGCGGUAGCUUGAAGAAGGAUGAGGAGUGUACGAUCGAUAAUUGGCUGAAGUUUAUGGGCACUCAAAAUCAUCGUAUUGGCAUUCCUCUGGGCAUUGAGUUCAAUCUUAUAGAUGCAAAGCAAGGGCCAGACAAAGGAUCUGAUUAUUUUAUGACUGCUCCAACAACACCAUGCCAUAUGUCACCUCGUUAUGGUCGUGACAAAUGUUCCAAGCAAGAUUGUCCCGCCAUCCAAGUUGAAGAUUUGUUUCCGAAGGAUGAAGGCACUAAGGAAGUAUGUCAGGUGUUAGGCAUGGGAUGCAAAGUGUUUUUACUGUUCGGAUCUCUAUUUAUUUUCGCCGGUGUACUUAUAUUUAUGGGUUUCUUACACUUAUUUCAUAGUACUAGCACGACAGACUCCGGACUGGAUCGUAUGGAUUACAAGAGCGUUAACACAAAUAUGGGUCGAAUACGAACUAUGGGUGCAUGGAUUCAGGAGCAGCUCAAGUAUAAUGGGGAGAUGUUUGGAAGAUUUGUUGUCCAACAUGCAUGGUUUGCAUUCCUCUUUGGCUCCUUCAUAGCAGUGAUCUCAAUCUCUGGUAAUGUCUUUCUGAAGUUUACUAAUGAUCCUUUGGAAAUGUGGACGUCAGCACAUAGCCUUGCUCGCCAAGAGAAACGGGUUUUCGAUCAGAGCUUUGGACCUUUCUAUCGGGUAGAGCAGGUUAUAAUGUAUCCAAAAACUGUCGAACAGAUUGUUGAUGGACCACAUGGCAUGAAGAUGGGAUCGGUUUUCCACAAAACAUUUAUGCUUGAGGCAUUCGUCAUUCUUAAACGGAUUUUGAGUGUGAACGCAGUGAUAGGAGAUGGUUUGUACUUGCAAAUUCCACUGUUUUUGUAUCAUGUGACACGAAUCAAUGUGUAA
Molecule: messenger RNA, 903 nt
Organism: Cylicostephanus goldi
Lineage: Eukaryota; Metazoa; Nematoda; Chromadorea; Rhabditida; Strongylidae
Source: the annotation of a GenBank genome assembly